AUGUACGCAGUGUGUGUGACCAGUGUACUGGUGGUCAAGGCAGACAUCAAGGCUUAUACCCCUGUGGGACAGCUGUUUGUGUUCGAGCUGCAGAGAGAGACCUUCCAGAAUGAAUUUGAACCCUUCCUGAAACACUAUGGGCGGGUCUACAAUGAUCCCAUGCUGUUUAAGUGCAAUAUGCAGUCCUUCCCGGACCUGCCUGGCUGGCUUCGAUUUACCCAGAGGCACCACUAUGAUAACGGCUUCCUCUACGGCACCCCACUGGCCCAGGGAAAGAGUAUGAUAGAGAUCACAGUGAUUAACAAACGGAGCUAUGACUCAUUCAGAGACAGACUGAUCAUAACGAUUGACCCUCCAGCAAAGAGAAUGCCCUACCAGGCUGAGUUCUUCAUCCCACUGAGGGAGAUUGAGAAGGUGCUGCCCUCUACAGUUCAGGAAGAGAUCAGGCAGGAUAUGAUGAGGAUGUGGAAGACAGACAGGCUGGACUUUGUCAAUAUCACGUCUGCGUUGGACCGAGGUGGCCGUGUCCCUCUGCCUCUGGCUGGACACUACGAAGGGGUGUAUGUGAAGGUGGGUUCAGACCAGUACUUCUCUGAGUGCUUGUUGAGGCUCCAGACUGCUGAACAUAGGAGACAGUGUGAGGCCGGGGGCAGGGCCAAGAUCCCUGGGGACUGCAAGGUCUGCUCCUACCCAGGCAACUGUGUCACCUGGUGCAAGUCCACCCUGAUUGAUCUGUCCAGACCAGUGAUCCCCCCUCCUGCCCCCACCAUGGGCCCAGGUAUCCUGGAUGCUGGGGGGGUCUAUGACCCUCCUGAGUCCCCCCCUCCCAGAGACUUCCUGCCAGACUACAUUGUGACUGUGAUCGUCCCCCUGGCUCUGGCCAUCAUCCUGUGUCUCCUAUUGGCAUACAUCAUGUGCUGCAGACGAGAGGGAGUGUAUAGAAGAGAUGGAAAGACACCAGAUAUCCAGCUCUACCACCACCACACCAUCCAUGGUAACACCAGUGAGCUGCGGAGCAUGGCUGGGUGUCGUGGGGUCCCUCCUCCCCUCUCCACCCUUUCCAUGUUCAACGCUCGCACUAGGGAGACGGCCCCACUGUUCCAGACUGACAGCCCCAGCAUCCCCCUCAUCCUGGCCCAGCAGGAAAUCAACACUGACACACUACCCAGGAAAUGAAGCCAUCCAAACAGGACAUACUGUACUUCCACUGCAUGUAUUAUGGGUUUGCUGCUGGUUUGCUGUAGGAUUUGAGAUGUUUUCUCUUCACAUUAUAAUUUCUUUAUCCUCUUUCUUGAUCACAUUAUACUUCUAUUACAAAUAUUUUGGAGUG
Salvelinus namaycush (lake trout) is the source of this 1330-nucleotide messenger RNA. RefSeq names its product sarcoglycan, alpha (gene sgca). Bases 1 to 1176 code for a protein of 391 amino acids. Lineage: Eukaryota; Metazoa; Chordata; Actinopteri; Salmoniformes; Salmonidae. Gene Ontology annotation, cellular component: sarcoglycan complex; membrane. The transcript has 10 exons. The record is from RefSeq and is a predicted model, not a curated record. Gene Ontology annotation, molecular function: calcium ion binding.